AUGUGUAUUUCAAACGUAAAACACGUGUGCGAGAACCGACUAUUUCUACUGCACCGGUUCAUCCGAGUGUCAUUGGGUUUAAUUCAUCAACAUCAAAAAUUGAGCAGAUACGAAAGAAUGGAUUCGGUAAUGAAAUUCAACAUCUACAAUGAUGAUCGUGAGAGGAUUUUCCGGAUCGUGCAAUAUGUCUCGCAUUUAUUGUGGGCCGUCCAGGAUAAAAUGGCCAAUAAUCCCGAAACAGUAUUGCGAUUGAAACAAAUCGAAACAAUGAUGGCUUUAUCAAGACAAGCUUUACGAUUCGGCAAAUUCAGCGAAGCAUUCAAUCUGUCCAUUCAUUCGAUGCGUUUGCAGAACAACAUGAUGUGUACAACACUGUCUUUGUCGCGAAUAUCGUACGGCCUUUAUCUGCUGUGUGACAACAUUGAUUGGCUGUCCAGAAUCGGAGCUAUUCGUUGCAAUGAAGAGCGAUUCGUUCAACUUGCUCAAUCAUAUCUGCUCUAUUCAUCGGCACUGGCUGCUGUCAAGAAUGUUUACCAAUUGAAAUUGAUACACAAUAAUCGUGAACGAUAUGGCCAACAGCAACAAGACCUAAUGAAUUUGAUUAUGAUGAACAAAGUAUUAUCGUUGCAAGUGGCCAAAAAUCUCUGUGAUAUCUGUUUAUGUUUACAUUCAUUACGAAAGAUACAACUCUCUCCAAUCAACGUGGGCCUGUUGGGCCUAAUUUCAUCGUUGAUAUUCCUGUUUAAACGACAUUGAUGAGCAUUGAUUAUUGGUAAUUCAAUAUUGGCAACCUUUAAUCCUUUCGUCAUGUUUACUAAUUGCUAAUUAUCCGUUGGUUCAUCCAUUCAAUUCAAUUUUGCUAUUCUUUACUAUCUGGUUGCAUCCAAUCGAAUCGAAUCGGUGAAUAAAUGACCAAUUUGGACCGUUUUCCAUGAUAAUAAGCAUGUACGGUAAAUAAUAUGCUCGCUAAUACUUUCCCACAGCAGUGACAAAUUGAAUUCGUUUCGUUUCGAAUUGUGAUUUGUAAGCUGAUCCCAUUCAUUCACUCAUUCAUUGAUUCAAUUGUGAACACUAUGGCUAUAAUGGAAAUGCAAUUCUCUCUCUCUGCCUCACUAUCCAAUUGUUAUUUUUACGGUUAACUAAACAUACACACAAUGCAAUCUCAAUCUAAUGCACUCGUCACACAUACUUGGUCCAAUCGUCAUCGAUGAUCCUAAUAAUUGGCCAAAAUGUAAAUCUAGUGAUUGAAACAUAUGACUGAUUUGGUUCUAUUUGGCUCUCUUUAUCCCUGUAAAAAAAUUACAAGCGAUCAAUCCACUCAA
Molecule: messenger RNA, 1322 nt
Organism: Dermatophagoides farinae (American house dust mite)
Lineage: Eukaryota; Metazoa; Arthropoda; Arachnida; Sarcoptiformes; Pyroglyphidae
Gene: Pex11ab
Product: peroxisomal biogenesis factor 11ab
Biological process (GO): peroxisome fission
Cellular component (GO): peroxisomal membrane
Source: RefSeq, a predicted model, not a curated record